Molecule: messenger RNA, 1088 nt
Organism: Arachis duranensis
Lineage: Eukaryota; Viridiplantae; Streptophyta; Magnoliopsida; Fabales; Fabaceae
Product: B-box zinc finger protein 25
Exons: 3
Coding region: 164-889 (241 amino acids)
Biological process (GO): photomorphogenesis; regulation of DNA-templated transcription
Cellular component (GO): nucleus
Molecular function (GO): zinc ion binding
Source: RefSeq, a predicted model, not a curated record
UUCUCUGUGAUCCAUCCAUUAUUAGUUAAUAUCAUCACUUGUAUUCUAUGUUCUUACGUUUUCUCUCUAUCUAUCUCCCUUUUUGGCUCCUCUUCAUGUUACUGCUGCUGAAGAAGAUUUGAUUGAUUUCUUCCCAUUUUGCAGCACAGAAUAGUAAAACAGAAUGAAGAUUCAGUGUGAUGUUUGUGAGAAGGCUCAAGCAACUGUGAUUUGUUGUGCAGAUGAGGCAGCUUUGUGUGCCAAAUGUGAUGUUGAGGUUCAUGCUGCCAAUAAGCUUGCUAGAAAGCACCAGAGGCUUCUCCUUCAAUGCCUCUCUAACAAGCUUCCCAGAUGUGACAUAUGCCAAGACAAGCCAGCUUUCAUAUUCUGUGUUGAAGACAGAGCACUCUUCUGUCAGGACUGCGACGAACCGAUUCACUCGGCCGGAAGCCUCUCGGCGAACCACCAGAGAUUCCUUGCUACCGGCAUCCAAGUGGCCUUGAGUUCUUCUUCUAAUUGCAACAAAGGCAAUGAAAAGAGUCACUUGGAGCCACCUAAUAGGAACAAUGCACAACAAGUUUCUAUGGAAGUUCCUCCUCAGCAAGUUCCUAACUUCUCAUCUUCUUCUUGGGGUGUUGAUGACUUAUUGGAACUAUCAGCCUUUGAAUCACCUGAAAAAGGUGUGGUUCAGAAGGAAUCUAUGCAGUUUGGAGAAUUAGAAUGGAUUGAAGAUGUUGGUCUUUUUGGUGAACAAUUUCCACAUGAAGCAUUGGCUGCUGCUGAAGUUCCUCAGCUUACUAGCAACAAUGCUGCUUCAUUCAGAACAACCUCUAAGUCCUACAUGUCUCACAAGAAACCUAGAAUUGAAGAUGAUGAUGAUGAGUUCUUCACAGUGCCAGAUCUUGGUUGAAUAAUUUGAUAAUGAAACAGCCUCCAAAUGGAUGCUGUUGCAUGAAUAUGUAGGUUGAUGAAUUGUAUAUUCAAAUUCAACUAUUCAUAUACUUCUCUAAGGACAAUAAUAUUAGUAUAAGAUUUAAAGGUAUGUUCACUACCUAUGUGUACCAUACUCAAGAUUUAGACAUGUUAAUUCAUAAUCAGUUUUCCAUGUA